UCAUCAGUGUCCACGUCAUCCGGAGGCGCACCAUCCAUAGGCGCCAAGCAUCUAUCGGCCAGCGUCUCGGCGCUGAGCACAUUACCCGAUCAACGGCAUAAAAUGACCAAAAGCCCUAAUCCCAUACUUCCUCAUCAGGUGGCAGUAAUGGUGGCCAUAAUUCCAACAGUACAGGGAACAACUCGUCCGGUGGCGGAAAUAAGAGGUUUUCGACCGGAAGACGCGAUACAGACGUUCGGCACGAAAUUGUUACCGUAUGAGCAAAGCGAGAUAUUCAACUAUGUACGUGUGUUCUUCGUCGGUUCACAGGCGAAGAAACGAGGAGGCGUUAUCGGUGGUCCAAAUAAUUGCGGGUAUGAUGAUGAGAAUGGCAGCUAUCAACUGGUCGCACAUGAUCAUAUCGCCUAUCGAUACGAGAUCCUCAAAGUCAUCGGCAAAGGCUCCUUUGGC
Messenger RNA from Ostertagia ostertagi, 450 nucleotides. The record is from the annotation of a GenBank genome assembly. NCBI's taxonomy places the organism in Eukaryota, Metazoa, Nematoda, Chromadorea, Rhabditida, Trichostrongylidae.